AUGGCUACGGACGAUGACAACUUCGACAUUGACAUCUACGGCGACGGCACCUACAAUGCCAAUGAGCCGGGAGAGUUCAAGCAGGAUGAUUCCGAGCUUGUUCUGGAUGCCCCCGAGAAUCAGCCUGAGCCCACUACCGGAUCAUCCAACGCUGCCAACCAGGAGAACCCUACUUCCACCCAGGGCCAGCAAGUGAACAACAAUGGAGCUCCAUCCGCGCCUCAGCAGCAGACACCCAACCACGGUCUGCCUGCACCCCCGCAGGGAGUCAAGCGCAAGGAAUUCGAGGACCAAUCCGUUGACCCAGAUGCUACAACUGCAUUGCUGAUCUCGGAUCUAUCCUGGUGGACCACCGAUGACGACAUUCGAGGCUGGGCGAACCAGGCUGGUGUCGAGGACCAGCUCAAGGAUGUGACCUUCAGCGAGCAUAAAGUGAACGGCAAGAGCAAGGGUCAAGCAUUCGUUGAGUUCACCACAGCGCAGGCUGCGACCGCAACUAGGCACUACAUUGAAAGAAAUGACAGUCCCGCGCGCAGACACACCGUGCAAUACACCAGCCCCCACCAAAACCCGUUCCGCACUCUCCCUAAGGAUACUCCGAUGCGCAAUGCUGGCGGUCGCGGCGGCGGCGCUGCCCACAACACUGGUGGCAACUACGGCAUGAACAACCACGCUGGUGGCGGAUUCCGCGGCCGCGGCGGCGGCUUCAACCGCGGUAUGGGUCACAUGAACAACUUUAACAACCGCAACAACUUUAACCCCAUGGGCGGAUUCCAAGGUGGCGGUCCCAACCCCAUGAUGGGUGGCUUCCAGGGUGCCCCGAUGGGCGGUAUGCCCAACUAUGGUUUCAACAAUCGCGGCAACAUGAUGGGUGGUGGUAUGCGUGGUGGCAUGCGCGGCGGUCGUGGUGGAAGCAUGGGCGGUGGUCCGAACAUGAUGGGUAUGCCUGCUAUGACUCCCCCCAUGGGUGGCAUGGGCAUGAACCCGAUGGCUGGUAUGAAUCCUAUGAUGGGCGGCGGCAUGACAGGUGGCAUGACAGGUGGCAUGGGAGGCAACAUGCCAAUGCAAGCACAACAAGGUUUCCAGGGCCCCAACCAGGGAUUCAACCAGGGCUACUACAACCCUAACAACCCCAACAAUUCCAACAACCAGAAUCAGGCCAGCGGCAGCGGCUCCGACGGAGGUGCCUGGAACCCCCACGGCGCGAAGCGAAGCCGUCAAGACUAA
This is a messenger RNA of Penicillium mononematosum, 1227 nucleotides long. RefSeq lists its product as uncharacterized. NCBI's taxonomy places the organism in Eukaryota, Fungi, Ascomycota, Eurotiomycetes, Eurotiales, Aspergillaceae. The transcript has 3 exons. The record is from RefSeq and is a predicted model, not a curated record. Gene Ontology annotation, molecular function: mRNA binding. Gene Ontology annotation, biological process: mRNA alternative polyadenylation. Gene Ontology annotation, cellular component: mRNA cleavage and polyadenylation specificity factor complex. Bases 1 to 1227 code for a protein of 408 amino acids.